GCGGCGGCGGCAGCGGCAGCAGCUGGCGAAGCGCAAGGCAGGCAGGCGGGCGGGCAGGAGGAGCCGACUCGGCGCAUCCGACGACGGGGGAAGCUGGCGAGGGUCGGCCAGGGACGCGGGCAGCGGCAGAGGCAGGGCGCCCGCCCGCCCGCGGCACCGGCCCCCCUGGAUGGCAUGUGGCUGGUCACUUGCCUCCUGCUGCUCAACUCCUGGACCAGACCCGUGCACACGGAGGAUGUUGCAACCAGCCUCUACUUUGUGAACGACUCCAUCCAGCAGGUGACCUUCUCCAGCACUGUCGGGGUGGUGAUCCCCUGUCCGGCUGCCGGGUCUCCCAGUGCCACCCUUCGCUGGUACCUCGGCACUGGGGAUGACAUCUAUGAUGUCCCACACAUCCGCCACGUCCACGCCAAUGGGACGCUGCAGCUCUACCCCUUCUCGCCAUCUGCCUUCAACAGCUUCAUCCACGACAACGGCUAUUUCUGCACCGCAGAGAACUCCGCGGGCAAAAUCAGGAGCCCAAAUAUCCGGGUCAAAGCAGUUUUCAGGGAACCUUACACAGUCCGGGUGGAGGAUCAAAGGUCAAUGCGUGGAAACGUGGCUGUUUUCAAGUGCCUCAUCCCUUCUUCGGUGCAAGAAUACGUCAGUGUUGUGUCCUGGGAGAAAGAUACGGUCUCCAUCAGCCCAGAAAACAGAUUUUUCAUUACUUUCUAUGGUGGAUUGUACAUAUCAGAUGUCCAGAAGGAAGACGCCUUGUCUACCUAUCGGUGUAUCACCAAGCACAAGUAUAGUGGGGAGACACGGCAGAGCAACGGAGCCCGGCUCUCCGUCUCAGACCCUGCAGAGUCCAUCCCGACCAUCCUAGAUGGCUUCCAGUCCCGGGAGGCGAAGGCCGGCCAGCUGGUGGAACUGCCCUGCAUUGCCUCGGGCUACCCCAACCCUGCCAUCCGAUGGAUCAAAGAUGGCCGGCCGCUGCCUGCUGACAGCCGGUGGACCCAGCGCCUCACAGGGCUGACCAUCAGCGACCUGCGCGUGGAGGACAGCGGCACCUACGUCUGUGAAGUCACCAACACCUUUGGCUCCGCUGAAGUCACGGGGACCCUCGCCGUGAUAGACCCUCUGCACGUCACCCUCACACCAAAGAAGCUGAAGACGGGCAUCGGCAGCACCGUCAUCCUCUCCUGCACGCUCACAGGCUCGCCCGAAUACACCCUCCGCUGGUACCGCAACACGGACCUGGUGGUGCCGGACAACUUCAUCUCCAUCCGGGGCAUCAACAACGAGACGCUGCUCAUCACAGCUGCCCAGAAGAGUCAUUCGGGGGCCUAUCAGUGCUUUGCCACCAGAAAGGCCCAGACAGCUCAGGACUUUGCUGUCAUUGUGCUGGAGGAUGGGACGCCUCGAAUCAUCUCGUCCUUCAGCGAGAAGGUGGUGAACCCGGGAGAGCAGUUCUCCUUGAUGUGUGCUGCUAAGGGGGCCCCCCCACCCACCAUCACGUGGGCCUUGGACGACGAGCCCAUCCAGCGGGACGGCAGCCACCGCACCAACCAGUACACCAUGUCUGAUGGCACCACCGUCAGCCACAUGAACGUCACCAGCCCACAGAUCAAGGACGGAGGCGUCUACCGAUGUGCCGCGCGGAACUCAGUGGGCAGCGCCGAAUACCAAGCGCGAAUAAACGUAAGAGGCCCCCCCAGCAUCCGUGCCAUGAAGAACAUCACCGCGGUGGCCGGGAGAGACACCUUCAUCAACUGCCGGGUGAUUGGCUACCCCUACUACUCCAUCAAGUGGUACAAGGACUCCCUCCUGCUGCCCGACAACCACCGGCAAGUGGUCUUUGAGAAUGGCACCCUCAAGCUGACAGACGUCCAGAAGGGCAUGGAUGAAGGGGAGUAUCUGUGCAGUGUCCUCAUCCAGCCCCAGCUCUCCAUCAGCCAGAGCGUCCAUGUCAAUGUGAAAGUGCCCCCCCUGAUCCAGCCCUUCGAGUUCCCUCCGGCCUCCAUCGGGCAGCUGCUGUACAUCCCCUGCGUGGUCUCUUCGGGGGACAUGCCCAUCCGCAUCACCUGGAGGAAGGACGGGCAGGUCAUCGUCUCUGGCUCCGGCAUCACCAUCGAGAGCAAGGAGUUCAUGAGCUCCCUGCAGAUCUCCAGUGUCUCUCUCAAGCACAACGGCAACUACACCUGCAUCGCCACCAACGAUGCCGCCACUGUCAGCCGCGAGCGGCAGCUCAUCGUGCGAGUGCCUCCUCGCUUUGUGGUCCAGCCCAACAAUCAGGAUGGGAUCUAUGGCAAAGCCGGAGUGCUGAACUGCUCCGUGGACGGGUAUCCGCCUCCCAAGGUCAUGUGGAAACACGCGAAAGGCAGCGGGAACCCCCAGCAGUACCACCCGGUGCCCCUCACGGGGCGCAUCCAGAUCUUGCCCAACAGCUCCCUGCUGAUCCGGCACGUGCUGGAGGAGGACAUUGGCUACUACCUCUGCCAGGCCAGCAACGGGGUCGGCACAGACAUCAGCAAGUCCAUGUUCCUGACGGUCAAGAUCCCUGCCAUGAUCACCUCUCACCCCAACACCACCAUCGCCAUCAAGGGGCAGGCCAAGGAGUUGAACUGCACGGCCCGUGGCGAGCGGCCCAUCAUCAUCCGCUGGGAGAAAGGAGACACCGUCAUCGACCCAGACCGCAACAUCCGAUAUGCCAUCACCACCAAGGACAAUGGCGACGAGGUGGUCUCCACGCUGAGGCUCAAACCAGCAGACCGUGGGGACUCAGUUUUCUUCUCCUGCCAUGCCAUCAACUCCUACGGUGAAGACAGAGGGCUCAUCCAGCUCACUGUUCAAGAGCCCCCUGACCCUCCAGAGCUGGAGAUCCGAGAGGUGAAAGCUCGCAGCAUGAACUUGCGCUGGACGCAAAGGUUUGAUGGCAACAGCAUCAUCACCGGCUUUGAUAUUGAAUACAAGAAUAAAUCGGAUUCCUGGGAUUUCAAACAAUCCACCCGCAACAUUUCCCCAACCAUCAACCAGGCCAACAUUGUGGACCUUCACCCGGCCUCUGUCUACAGCAUCCGCAUGUAUUCCUUCAACAAGAUCGGCCGGAGUGAACCCAGCAAGGAGCUGACCAUCAGCACAGAGGAAGCAGCUCCUGAUGGGCCCCCCAUGGAUGUCACCUUGCAGCCAGUGACAUCCCAGAGCAUCCAGGUCACCUGGAAGGCCCCCAAGAAGGAGCUGCGGAAUGGGGUGAUCCGUGGCUAUCAGAUUGGCUACCGGGAGAAUAGCCCUGGGAGCAACGGGCAGUACAGCAUCGUGGAGAUGAAGGCGACGGGCGACAGUGAGGUCUACACGCUGGACAACCUGAAGAAGUUUGCGCAGUACGGAGUGGUGGUGCAGGCCUUCAACCGGGCGGGCACCGGCCCCUCGUCCAGCGAGAUCAAUGCCACCACCCUAGAAGAUGUGCCCAGCCAGCCCCCGGACAACGUGCGGGCCCUGUCCAUCACCUCGGACGUGGCGGUGAUCUCCUGGUCUGAGCCUCCGCGGAGCACCCUGAAUGGGGUCCUGAAGGGCUACCGUGUCAUCUUCUGGUCUCUCUACUCGGACGGAGAGUGGGGGGAGAUGCAGAACAUCACCACCACGCGGGAGCGGGCAGAGCUGCGCGGCAUGGAGAAGUUCACCAACUACAGUGUGCAGGUCCUGGCUUACACCCAGGCUGGCGACGGCGUCCGCAGCAACGUCCUGCACAUCCAGACCAAGGAAGACAUUCCAGGCCCUCCUGCAGGGAUCAAGGCCGUCCCUUCCUCUGCCAGCAGCGUGGUGGUCUCCUGGCUGCCUCCCACCAAGCCCAAUGGGGUCAUCCGGAAGUACACCAUCUUCUGCUCCAGCCCGGGCUCCGGGCAGCCGGCACCCAGUGAGUAUGAGACGAGUCCCGAGCAGCUCUUCUACCGCAUCGCACACUUGAAUCGUGGGCAGCAGUACCUGCUGUGGGUGGCGGCCGUGACCUCCGCUGGACGUGGCAACCUCAGUGAGAAGGUCACCAUUGAGCCUGCUGGAAAAGCCCCAGCCAAGAUCAUCUCCUUCGGGGGCACCGUCACCACCCCGUGGAUGAAGGACAUGAGGCUGCCGUGCAGCUCCGUGGGGGAGCCAGCGCCUGCGGUGAAGUGGACCAAGGACAGCGAGGAUUCGGCCAUCCCGGUGACGGUGGAUGGACAUCGCCAGAUCCAGGGCAAUGGCACCCUCGUCCUGCGCUCAGUGAAAGCCGAGGAUUCUGGGUACUACACCUGCACAGCCACCAACACGUGGGGCUUUGACACCAUCAUUGUCAACUUGCUGGUGCAAGUCCCUCCAGACCAGCCCCGGCUGACGGUCUCCAAAACCUCGGCCUCGUCCAUCACUUUGGCCUGGAUCCCCGGGGACAACGGUGGCAGCUCCAUCCGAGGUUUCGUGCUCCAGUACUCCGUGGACAACAGCGAGGAGUGGAAGGACGUCUUCAUCACCUCCACGGAGCGCUCGUUCAAGCUGGACAGCCUGAAAUGUGGGACUUGGUACAAAGUGAAGCUGGCCGCGAAGAACAGUGUUGGAGCUGGGCGCAUCAGUGAGAUAAUUGAGGCGAAGACCCACGGCAGAGAGCCCUCCUUCAGCAAAGACCAGCAUCUCUUUACCCACAUCAACGCCACCCACGCCAGGCUGAACCUGCAAGGCUGGAACAGUGGCGGCUGCCCCAUUCUGGCCGUCCUCCUGGAGUUCCGGCCCAAAGGCACCUGGGUCUGGCAGAGCCUGCGGGCCAAUUUCUCCAGUGACGUCUACCUGACGGAGCUGCGCGAAGCGACCUGGUACGAGCUGCGCCUGAAGGCCUGCAACAGUGCCGGCUGUGGCAACGAGACCGUGCAGUUUUCCACCUUGGACUACGAUGGCAGUACCAUCCCCCCCAUCAAGUCUGCCCAGGGAGAGGGCGACGAUGUGAAGAAGCUCUUCACCAUUGCUUGCCCCGUCAUCCUGGCCACGCUGGGGGUGGCGCUGCUCUUCGUCAUCCGCAAGAAGCGCAGGGAGAGGCGCCUGAAGCGCUUGAGAGAUGCCAAGAGCUUGGCGGAAAUGCUCAUCAGUAAGAAUAACCGGAGUUUUGACACACCAGUGAAGGGCCCCCCACAAGGCCCUCGGCUGCACAUCGACAUCCCCCGGGUCCAGCUCCUCAUUGAGGACAAGGAGGGCAUCAAGCAGAUUGGUGAUGACAAAGCAACCAUCCCAGUGACUGACACAGAAUUCAACCAAGCUGUGAAUCCUCAGAGUUUCUGCACGGGUGUCUCCCUGCACCAUCCGGCACUCAUCCAGAACACCGGCCCUCUGAUAGACAUGUCUGAUAUCCGCCCAGGCACCAACCCAGUUUCCAGAAAAAGUGUCAAGUCUGCACACAGCACCAGGAACAGAUACUCCAGCCAGUGGACCCUCACCAAGUGCCAGGCCUCCACCCCUGCACGGACCCUCACCUCUGACUGGAGAACAGUCGGCUCCCAGCACGGCAUCACCGUGACCGAAAGUGACAGUUACAGUGCCAGCUUGUCUCAGGACACGGACAAAGGGCGCAACAGCAUGGUGUCCACUGAGAGUGCCUCGUCCACAUACGAGGAACUGGCUCGGGCCUACGAACACGCCAAGCUGGAGGAGCAGCUGCAGCAUGCCAAGUUUGAGAUCACGGAGUGCUUCAUCUCGGACAGCUCCUCCGACCAGAUGACCACCGGCACCAACGAGAAUGCCGACAGCAUGACGUCCAUGAGCACCCCCUCGGAGCCAGGGAUCUGCCGCUUCACUGCCUCCCCUCCCAAACCCCAGGAUAUUGACCGCGGCAAGGGGGUAGCAGUGCCCAUCCCCCACCGAGCAAAUAAAAGCGAUUACUGCAACCUGCCUUUGUACAUGAAAUCCGAAACUUUCUUCCGCAAGCCCGAUCUCCACGAGCCCUGCCCCGUGGUGCCCCCCCGCGAGGCCUCCAUCCGGAACCUGGCUCGGGCCUACCAUACCCAAGCCAGACACCUGACCCUGGACCCCAGCAGUAGCAGCAGCAGCAGCAGCAAAGCCUUGGCUGUGCCACAUGCGGCGGCGGCGGCGGCAGCCACGACCACCAGCUUACCUCAGCGGACUCUCGCCAUACCAGGCUCGGCCAGCACGGCCCCUCCCACGGCCCCUCCCCCAGGAGCCGAACCCACGCCUGCCCCCACUGCUGAGCCACGGCUGCCCUCCCACACCAAACUAGGGGGCUCCAGAGACUCACUGCUAGAAAUGAGCACAUCUGGCAUCGGGCGCUCUCAAAAGCAGGGAGCCAGCGCCUACUCAAAGUCCUACACACUGGUGUAGCAAUGGACACAAACCCACACAGACUUGCAUUCUUUUCCUGCAUUAUUUAUAUUGAAAUAAAAGAAGCUCUUGUACAGAAUGGACCUUUUUUUGGUAUAAAUGAAACUAUUUUCUUCUUCUUGAGACUUUGGGUUAGGGGGCAGGAGAGAGGAAUCUGCCAAGGGUGCCGGACAGCAGGAGCCUCUGUUUUUGCUCCCUUUCCCACAUCAUAGGAGAAGGGGUGCAAAAGCAGGCCAUGCGUACGCUCUCUGUCCUCUCUUCCCCCUCUUCCCUGAUCAAGCGACCCUGUUGGUUUUGAAGGGGCUCCUUUGAGACAUUGCAUGACGUUGUACUGUUUGGAAAACCUGGGACUUGCUUCCAUUUGCAUCUGCCUCUGUGUUAAUACCUUUUUCUAUAAAAAUGAAGAGCCAGCGCAGUGUGCAAUAAAGGUUAUGUUUCUAUAA
Hemicordylus capensis (graceful crag lizard) is the source of this 6770-nucleotide messenger RNA. RefSeq names its product DS cell adhesion molecule like 1 (gene DSCAML1). The transcript has 33 exons. Gene Ontology annotation, molecular function: cell-cell adhesion mediator activity. The record is from RefSeq and is a predicted model, not a curated record. NCBI's taxonomy places the organism in Eukaryota, Metazoa, Chordata, Lepidosauria, Squamata, Cordylidae. Bases 175 to 6327 code for a protein of 2050 amino acids. Gene Ontology annotation, biological process: axon guidance; homophilic cell-cell adhesion; dendrite self-avoidance. Gene Ontology annotation, cellular component: plasma membrane; axon.